Molecule: messenger RNA, 716 nt
Organism: Dicrocoelium dendriticum
Lineage: Eukaryota; Metazoa; Platyhelminthes; Trematoda; Plagiorchiida; Dicrocoeliidae
Source: the annotation of a GenBank genome assembly
AUGAUUUACAGGAGCGAAACUGAACCACGAAAUCUAUAUUUUAACUUGGUUAUUUUUAACUUUACCUAUAACGAGUCACAUUACUACAAUUGCGAUGAAAAGCCUAUUGUACCAGAGCACUUACUCCGACUGCCAAUAGAGAUUCGUUUCCAAUUCGCUGUGGACAACCAUGUGAGGAGUGGGUGUACCGUUCUAACCAACGAAUCUUUCCGUGGACCCAUCUCGCUGAACCUCACUUACUCGGAGCACAGUCAGCCCUCUCGUCUGUGCGUCUGGGCUUUCGAGCGGUCUGAUAAAUUUGAAUUCAAUGAGCUGGGUCAAUGCGUCCUAUCUCUCUCCAAAUCGUCGCAAUUGCCCGACAUGCCAUCAGACAGGGUAUCAAUGAGAAGUGUGCGGUUUUCCAGCCCAAAGACAGAACUUCGCGCAGACCUGCGACUCUGCUUUAUUUGGAUCUAAGUGACUUUGACCUUUCUUCAAUAUUGCUCUCACCCAUCCUCUUUAUUAUAUUUUUGUUACUGCUGCAAUAUGAACACAGAAGCCAUAGUCAGGCAAUUCGAUCGUUCUUGCAAUGCUGUCUUUCAUCCCUUUUUGUGAAAUUACACAACUAACCAUGCACUUGUUUUGUUUCAUCAAAGUGUUCACCGUCACAUGAAUGUGUGGGUGGUUGUCGAUUAUCACUGCUGUUGUGUGGGAUGUGGGUUAAAUUUUGACUCGAC